UAAACUGCAAAUAUUAAAAAUGUUUAAGUUAACACGGCUAAUUGCUAAAAAUGCCAGUGUGGCAGUUCGCCAGAUGCAACCACGUUUGUAUGCAGCCAAUGUGGCCAACGCUGUGAAUGAGGAGGGAAUUAGAGCAGAAUCUGACGAACCGAUCGAAAUGGCGAAUCCCUUCGAGAAGGAUCGCCAGGAGUGCAUCUUGUGCAAGCACAACAUUGUGCCGCACUACAAGAAUGUGAAGCUGCUAUCGCAGUUUCAGUCGCCGUAUACAGGUCGCAUUUACGGCCGACACAUAACCGGAUUAUGCAAGCAGAAACAGGAGCAUGUCGAACAAGCCAUUUUACGUGCCCAGCACUGUCUCCUAAUGCCCGGAUAUCACAAGGAUCUCGAAUUCCUGCACGACCCAAAGCUCUUCGAUCCCGAGAAACCAGCGCGACCCCAUAAAUACUGAGUUGUUUUCAUUAUGUUCUUUUUUUUGUACGGUAUUGAAAUACAUUUUACAGCUAAU
This is a messenger RNA of Drosophila grimshawi, 505 nucleotides long. RefSeq names its product 28S ribosomal protein S18c, mitochondrial (gene mRpS18C). The record is from RefSeq and is a predicted model, not a curated record. The transcript is spliced from 2 exons. Bases 20 to 448 code for a protein of 142 amino acids. Gene Ontology annotation, cellular component: ribosome; mitochondrial small ribosomal subunit. Gene Ontology annotation, molecular function: small ribosomal subunit rRNA binding; structural constituent of ribosome. Lineage: Eukaryota; Metazoa; Arthropoda; Insecta; Diptera; Drosophilidae. Gene Ontology annotation, biological process: mitochondrial translation.